Messenger RNA from Esox lucius (northern pike), 2458 nucleotides. RefSeq names its product ALG8 alpha-1,3-glucosyltransferase (gene alg8). Lineage: Eukaryota; Metazoa; Chordata; Actinopteri; Esociformes; Esocidae. Gene Ontology annotation, biological process: protein N-linked glycosylation. Gene Ontology annotation, molecular function: dolichyl pyrophosphate Glc1Man9GlcNAc2 alpha-1,3-glucosyltransferase activity. Bases 49 to 1410 code for a protein of 453 amino acids. The transcript is spliced from 13 exons. The record is from RefSeq and is a predicted model, not a curated record. Gene Ontology annotation, cellular component: endoplasmic reticulum membrane.
AGAAGAAGAAGAAGAAGAAUUCUAUCUAGUGGUCUAUAUAAUACUGUCAUGGCGGCAUCCACGGCAGACAGCUGGAGUUGGUUUCCUGCGUUAGCACUUGGUGUUUCUUUCCUGAAAUGUCUUAUGAUAAAUUCAUAUCAUUCCACAGACUUUGAGGUUCACAGGAACUGGCUCGCCAUCACACACAGCCUACCUGUGUCAAAGUGGUACCAUGAGAGCACCUCAGAGUGGACCUUGGAUUACCCUCCUUUAUUUGCCUGGUUCGAGUAUGGCCUGUCCCAUGUGGCUCAACAUUUUGACAAGAAGAUGCUGGUUGUGCAAAAUCUCGGCUACGCCAGUCCUGCUACCGUCCUCUUCCAGAGGUUGUCUGUCAUUGCAACAGAUGUGGUGUUUAUCUAUGCUGUCAGAGAAUGCUGUAGAAGUGUGAGAGAGGAGAAGGGUUCUAAGGAUCUACUGGUGCGUCCAUAUUUCAUCCUGGCAGCUCUGCUCCUGUGGAAUUAUGGACUCCUCAUUGUUGACCACAUUCAUUUCCAGUACAAUGGAUUCCUGUGUGGAAUUCUACUACUAUCUGUUGCAAGACAUUUACAGGGCAGACAUCUGGAGGGGGCAUUUCUCUUUGCUGUCCUCCUGAACCUUAAACACAUCUACCUGUACAUUGCUCCUGCCUACGGGAUCUUCCUGUUGCGAAGCUACUGCUUUACCAAGGACAACACAGAUGGAUCUGUGAGAUGGAGCAGUUUAAGUCUUGUUCGUCUGAUAGCUCUUGGAUCUAUCGUAAUAUCGGUCUGCGCCCUGUCUUUUGGCCCAUUCAUUGCUAUGGGCCAGCUCCCGCAAGUUCUGUCUAGACUUUUUCCCUUUAAGAGGGGUCUAUGCCAUGCCUACUGGGCCCCUAACAUUUGGGCCCUCUAUAAUGUGGUGGAUAAAGCUCUGUCUGUGUUGGGUUUGCGUCUGAAGCUUUUGGCAAAUCUUCCCAAGGCCUCGAUGACUGGAGGAUUGGUACAGGAGUUCCAGCACUCCGUCCUCCCGUCUGUGUCUCCAUCCGCCACACUCAUUUGCACACUGGUGUCCAUCCUGCCUGCAGUGUUAAGUAUAUGGCGUUGUCCACGUGGUGCCAGGGGGUUUCUCCGGUGCCUGGUGGUUUGUGCACUCUGCUCUUUCAUGUUCGGCUGGCACGUCCAUGAGAAGGCCAUCCUUAUGGCCAUACUGCCCCUCAGCGUACUAGCAGUUGAGAGCAGAGAGGAUGCUGGCAUCUUCCUGAUGCUGGCCACUACUGGGCAUUACUCUUUGUUUCCACUUCUUUUUACUGCAACAGAGAUGCCCACUAAAGUCCUGUUGAUACUGCUGUUUACUCUGUACAGCUUCACUUCCUUAAAGAAGCUGUUUAGGCUGCUUCUACCAGGGGGUCUCUAAAACCUUGAUUCAUAACCACCAAUCCAGAUCCAUUCCUGCUGUUUUUGUAUGAUCCAUUCUGAUCCAACUGCCAUUGCUGACAACCUCACCAACUAUAUUCCUCGCUGCAUUUUUCAAUGUGGAUUUGCUAUUGAGAAGCCACGCUCAACAAAGGUAUAGCCAACUGGAAAAGCCCUCGGAAAAGGCCCCCUAGACCAGCCCCAUACAUAGCAGCGCUACCAUGAUACGCCGGUUUAAACCGUUACCAGCCUGUGUGUGUAGUAUUCAACAUACUUUGAGGAUCAUCAUAGUUUCUGUGGCUGCAUCUUAUAGUCUAAAAGAUUUGUUUCACGGGUCUGAAGUGUAAUUUUGCAAUUACCCUUUCCACCUAGAAUGAUACAACUGAUUCUGAUCAAUUUUACUUCAGUACAGAUCUAAUCAAAACUGACUCUUACAAGAGGUACAUCAGUGUGCUUGUCGUACGUCACUGUGACAACUUUGUUCUUUUUUCCCCUGCAAUGCAUGCAGUUCUUAACAAGAGAUGCUGUCCCAACUCUCUUGAUAAUCAAUUAUCUGUGUAGGGUGUAACCCCUGCCAGAAUAUCUUUUGGGAAUGGGCCGUACCAUUCGGGGUACCACAGUUUUACCUGGUAUUUUAAGCCUAAUAUCUGUUCCAACUUUGUACUACAUUUUAAACUAAAUGGGGUUCGCCUUUUAGAGACAUUAUAUUUUAAAAUCAUAAUUCCUCACCCAUACGCCAUGUGAAUUUAUUUCAAUGUUGAUCUCGGCCACUAGUUUCCUUUGCCAUUGUAAUGACCGGUCUUCAUAUUUCAAAGUUUUGUCGUGUUUCCCCCCAUGUAAAAGUCUUUCGCAUAUGCAGGUAUUGGAAUUCUAUUAAAGACACUUCCAUAUCCCUUUCAAAUCUAUACCUUUGGCAAAUUUUGUGGCAUAGCUUGAACUCAAUUGUUUGGAUAGAUGUGUCUCAAUGAGUUACUAGGUAGCAUCGUGUAGAAACCACCGUCACCCAUGUGGUCCCACAGUGAUCCUGCAAAUCCUAGUGUUUUAUCCAG